AUGAAAAAUCAGGAAUAUUCCUAUAAGAGAACUCCAGAACAUAACUGGAUUAAAAGAUUCCUUGGAGAUAAAUUUACACAUAGCGAAAUCCGCGCAAUUUGCUCGUGCUUAGCUUCAUUAUAUGAAUUAGACUUUCAAAGAGAAUAUUACCGUACUAUGAAGGGCUGCUUUUUCUGGAUUCAUGAAAAUGCUUCAAUUUUUACUACUCAAAGAAAGAAGAUUCGAAUUGUAUUCAACGAUGGUACUAAUACAAUCAUUCCUCCUUUCACAGACUAA
Messenger RNA from Trichomonas vaginalis G3, 276 nucleotides. RefSeq lists its product as uncharacterized. The record is from RefSeq and is a predicted model, not a curated record. Lineage: Eukaryota; Parabasalia; Trichomonadida; Trichomonadidae. Bases 1 to 276 code for a protein of 91 amino acids. The transcript has a single exon.